AUGGACCUGGAUCCGAACCUAGUUAUAAACCAUGACGAUACGAACUUGUCGGUGCUAUCCUCAAACAUGUGAGUCCCAUGAUCCCUUCAAUCUUCUGAAAUUCUCUGAAAGUUUUUCAGGGAGCACGACUCCAGCUACUCGGACACACACAUGGGCGGAACGCCGUCGACCGCUGGCCAUCAUAAGGUGGAUAUGUGGCGAAAUCACAACUUUGACAGCGGUUUCCAAACCAUGAAUCACAGCGAGGUAAGCAAGAUUUUUGCGGGGCAGCCAAAGGGAUAGGAUAGGAUAGAAGAAAGAUUAAUGUGUUUCAAUUUCCAGGCUCCAUCUAUUAUUUCGUCGUUGCAUCCGUCAUCGCAUCUAUCCGCAGUGUCAUCGAUGGCCGACUACGAGCCGGUGCCGAAUCUUUCGGAUCAAGUGAGGGAAUCGUUCCCGGAAGUGUGUGUAUUGAUUGAUUUGCAGCAAAAACAAAAGUUCGAUGGGAUCACUCAGAGUCCGGUGGAUGGGCAGUACAACACGGUCAGAGCGAUUCCAGAACUUACGAAUCUCAUGAAAGAUCAGGAUAACGUAAGGAAACUUGCAGUUUCUGUUGUUUCAGUUCGAAAGUCUGAAUUUUUAUAGGAAGUAGUGCACAAAGCAGUGAUCCUGAUGCAGAAUAUCGCCAAAAUGGAAUGCGAUCCGAUGCGACGACAAAAUGAAGCUCGAAUUAUAGAUCCACGUGUCAUUUUUACACUUCGAGAUCUCCUCCGAGAUAAGAAAGACUUUCCGGUACUCCCCACUUUCAAAAAAAUAAACAUCAAUUCGUAUCUAUCAGAAUAUUAUCCGUCUAACUUUGGGAACUCUGUUCAACAUUUGCAACCGUCAAGAAGGCAUCGAUCUCGUCACCCGUUCGAUCAAUAUGCAGCCUGAUAUCAUUCCCUAUCUUAUCAGUCACAUUGGGUGAGAAAAAUCGGAGAAAAAGAAGAUUAUUGAGAAAGGGAAAAAGACGCGUGUUUUCUUACAGUACCUAUCCAGUCUCCAUCUACAAAUAUGCGAUUCUCACCAUGCAUUCGAUUCUGUCCGACAAGCAGCGAGGGGGACAAAGUGUGGCGCUUGCGCGGCAAUCUGAUGCGAUAACGGUACAGAUAUGAAAGAAAAAUGGAAAAAGAAAAACAUUUGCGGAGAUUAUUACAGCAUGUGACACCUUGGUUGGAGACUGAGAAGUCGGAGAAACUUCUGCCAGUGAUAGUGGAUUUGGUGCGAAUUCUUUGCGAGAAGAACAAUGAACAAAAAAUGAAAUUUCUGCAAUUGGGCGGCCCACAGAAGUUGCUCUUGAUUCUUCAGCAUCGAGUUUAUGAGAACUUGCUUUGGAGAAGCACCCAACUUCUGAAGACGUUUUCCAACUUUGUGAGUGAAAUUAAUACAAAUACAAAAUAAUGUUAUUUGUUCAGGACGCACCAAACUUGGUCAGCUACGGAGCUCGCCACAUUCUUGCAAAGUGGCUCAAUCACGAGAGUCCACGACUUGUUCUGGCCACUUUAGAAACGCUGAGAAACAUUAGCGAUGUGCCAUGCAAGAUGCGAGAAGACAACCUUCUGAAGUCGCUCCUAUCUCUUGUGAAUUCGAGAAACGCAACCAUCCGGUUGUAUGCUGUUCAGAUUCUUUCGAAUCUUGUAGCAAAUAACCGGCAUAACAAAGUAGGAAAAAGAAACUCAAGCAGCAACUAGGUAGCGCAAUGUUUUCAGGAGUUUCUGUGUGCUAAUCAUGUUGUGGAAAAUUUGACUCGAGCUCUUGUGAAUGCUACUCAACACAUGCAAGGAUUGAGCAGUAAGGAGGCUCAAAUGAUGGAGGAUUACAUGGUAAAAACACAAACAAUUGUGAUGAUUCAUUCAAACGGCAUGGUUUUCAGGAAAGUAUAAUUUGUACCCUUCGACAUCUGUGUGUGGGACAUGCAAUGUGCGACAAGGUUCAAGCGUUCGUGUUCCGAGACCCAUCUCUCUUUUUGGACAAGUUGAUGAGUAUGAGACCGGUUUUGCUGAAACAUACAAUGAGUGUAAGUAAAAGUCAACUUUUUUCGUUUUGUUACUUCUUUUUUUCUGCAGCUCCUUCUGAAAGUAGUGUCUCAAAACCCACUGCUUCAUCCGUUCCGACAGUGCCGAAUUGGUGAUCGGGGUUUUGUGGAGCAACUGAUUCAUAUCCUGCGCGUCGCUUGCAAUCAAUUGAACGUGGUGGGUGUUAUCAAUGUGUUCAGCAGAUAGUGUGAAUUAUGUUUGCAGCAAGAGUCAAUUGAAGGGGUACGAGUGAGGGAACUGGUGCAUCUUUGUAUACAGUUGCUGAGAUGCAUCACUCGAGACCAGGACAUUUUGAACGAGGUACAAUAUCAAGUAUUUUCACCCUAAACCUAUCACUUUUGCAGGUUGUGUUCUUCCUCCAGACGCCGGAAAACAGUCGGAUGGGCGAUGGCCACACUCUUCCAAUUUUUGUGCUACAAAAAGCGAACGUUGAAGAGAACACCAAAUCAUCGACGAUGGCGUUGAUUUAUAACCUGAUGCACCAUGAGCAGAUGGCUGGGGUGCUUGAGAGAGACGAAGUGCUUGUAGAAAUGCUUCAAACUCUCCAGAUUCAAUCGCAAACCCAUCCGGAUCUCUGUAAAUAUCACAUGCAUAGUCCGCUUUGAAAAUGUGCAACUUUUCAGCAAGUUUGGCGAGCAAUAUUCUCAAAAUGAUGAUUGAGAAGCGAGAACGAAGUCGAAAUGUCUAUCAGAGGUACAAUACACAUUUGGAGGUACUCUGAAUGUUUCACGAGACAAAUUUUAGUCUGAAAUUUUCAGAACCGAUUCGGAUAUCUUAGCAUGACUACCGCGAAAAGUGAACCGUUAACCGGUACUGGUGAGAUGUACGAAGGAGCCGGGGAACAGUGGUCGGUCCCGAUGAACGAGAAACCAAUGAUGGAUUAUUGUAACAUUUCUGGGAGAGAUUCCUCAAGUGAGUCCUACUAAAAGCCGACAACUUACAACUAAUGUUCCAGAACCUUACAACUCUCCGAUGUACCACUCGCCGCCCAUGUAUCCUGAUUGUCAUCUAUCGGCUCCACCUGAUGGAUACUUCGACCACCAUCAACCAUCCACUUCAAACCUUCCUCGAUUGACUCCCCCACACUACAACAGCUAUGACAACAGUCCGCCAGUCUACAACGAACUUCCAUCACAUCCCGGUCCCAGUAGCCACCACUCCGAUCAUUACAACCCUAGAAGUCAUCCUCAUCAGCGAUUUUGA
Messenger RNA from Caenorhabditis sp. 36 PRJEB53466, 3254 nucleotides. Lineage: Eukaryota; Metazoa; Nematoda; Chromadorea; Rhabditida; Rhabditidae. The record is from the annotation of a GenBank genome assembly.